AUGAGUCCAGAAUUGGCAGUCGAGAAAGAGAACACGGCGACUCUCAUGGAUGAUCAGGUUCUGGCGAUGAGCGGUGAGGAGAAUCUGUCGGCUCCCAAGCUCAAUUCGUGCUCUGCGAGCGGGGGGGGCUCUUGCGUCGUAGAUAAUGCCAAGAAUCCGACCUCUGCGCCAGCGACCACGUGCGUCGCACACGACGCAUGCGACAGCAAUUUCGCGGAGCAGAGCGCACUUCUUGCGGCGGGAGGCAAGCGAAAGCUCGCCGAAUCCGGUGCCGCGUGGGCCAGAGCCACCGGAAACACCACGGGUGACUACACCGACGGAUCCUGGGACCCCGUCACCUCCCUCGCGAGCAUUCGCCACGAGUUCGGCGAGCAUGGCGGCGUGAACAUGUCGAUUGAGAACAGCGCGACGUUUACGGUGAUGGAGCCGGAGAGCAUGGCGAAGAUCUUCACCGGGCAGCUGGGCCCUGAGAAUGACUUCUUCGUGUACAGCCGGCACUUCAACCCCACCGUCAUGGCGCUGGGCCGGCAGCUCGCGGCGCUGGAGGGCACGGAGUCGGCGUACUGCACGGCUAGCGGCAUGGCCGCGAUCUCCGCGGCGGUUCUGCAGUUGUGCAAACACGGCGACCGCAUCGUCGCGUCUAACAGGCUGUAUGGAGGCACGUUCGCGUUCCUGGACUGCUUCCUCCCGCGCAUGGCGGGCAUCCGCACCACCUUCGUUGAUAUCACGGACCUCGCCGCAGUCGAGGCCGCUCUUAGCGGGGACGACGUGGGCCCAACCUGCGAGCUCGUCGGCAGCACAGCACCAGGCGCGGCUGCCGCCGUGCGUCCCGUCGUACAGGAGUCUACUGAUAAUCUGGCCGCCACCGGAGUAUGCCCCACUUCACUUCUGCCAUCCGUAGACUCACUGAAUCAUUCUGUUGGCGGAGAUGGUGGGUAUGGCGGGGAUGGCGACUCACCAGCUGCUCCGGGAGGACCGAAGCCGCGUGCGGGCCCUGCGCGAGUGCUGUUCUUUGAGACGAUUUCGAACCCCACGCUGGUGGUGGCGGACGUGCCGGCGCUGGCGGCGGCGGCGCACAGGCACGGCGCGGCGGUGGUGGUGGACAACACGUUCGCGCCCGUGCUCGUGUCGCCCGCCAAGCACGGCACAGACGUUGUCGUGCACAGCCUCAGCAAGUUCAUUAGCGGUAAUGGCGGAGACAGAUGCGCUCAUGACUCCCUUCGCCUGGGACACACGCUAAGACCGGCUUCCAUUGUUCUAUUGCGCUUGAAUAGCCUCACCUCCUCCUCAUUUCUCUCUCUGCUGCCCAACGUCCCGUCCCCUUCGUUCUCACCUCUCCAGGGAGCUACCAUGAAUCCGCAAGUGGCUUUUAACCUGUCAGCCCGCCUGCCCCACCUACCGCUGCGCAUGCGGGAGCACGGCCGGCGAGCGCUGCUCUUUGCCUCGCGCCUGCACGCGCUGGGCCUGCCCGUGUGCUACCCCGGGCUGCCCUCACACCCCCAGGCACACGUGCUUGCACGCAUCUCCAAUGGAGGGGGGAUGCUAAGCCUGGACCUUGGCAGCACCGCCAUGGCAUACGACUUCAUGCGGCACCUGCAGAACAAUGCUGAGUUUGGAUACAUGGCGGUUUCCCUUGGGUUCCAUGACUCACUGGUGUCCUGCAGUGGUGCCAGCACCAGCAGUGAGAUGCGCGCAGAGCAGCAGCAGGCAGUGGGGAUAUCUCCUGGGUUGGUGCGCAUGUCAGUGGGGUAUACGGGCAGUGAGGAGCAGCGCUGGUCGCAGCUUCUGCAGGCUGCUGCUGCUGUGGGGCUUUACCGAAACGAAUUCUCGCCGGCAUUUCUUGAUUUCAUUCGACCCGCUCUCCUCAGCCAGAAAACUGACAGCUUUGAUGACACGGUGAUUCGAUUCUUCAAGACGUUUCUGGGCGUGCUGGUCGCGGAGGGCAGCGAGGACGCCAGGGAGAUGAUGGAGGAGCUGCUGUGUCUCUUCUCGCAGUACAGCGACGCGCGCAGCAAGGCCGUCAGUACGUCACUAGAGUGCCCUCGGAGGUGCUGA
Messenger RNA from Closterium sp. Yama58-4, 2055 nucleotides. Lineage: Eukaryota; Viridiplantae; Streptophyta; Zygnematophyceae; Desmidiales; Closteriaceae. The record is from the annotation of a GenBank genome assembly.